UUAUUGUAGCUUUAGUACUUCUUCAGUCAGUCCUACCGGCUAGGCGGCAAUGGCAAGUACGGUUGCCUAUAGGGGCCAUGUGGUUGAUAGCGACGGAAAAGUUAUAUCCUAUCAGGAAAUGAGCGAUGGGGAGAUAUUUGUUAAUUUGAACGAUAUGCAAAGAGCAACUGGAGUUAAGCUUUUUAGUCCAGACGAGAAAUUACGAGAAAAAAUUGAGGCCAAAAUAUUUAAUUAUUUCAUGGAGUGUGUAAUUGAAUCAAGAAGGAUUCUCUCGGAAGAACAGAUCAUUGAUUCAUUUGAAAGGGUAAGGACUAAGUUAUUUUAUACCGGCACGUUGGCGCUUGAUAAAGGACGCAAGACACCCGACGCAAGACACCCUACUCAAGUCAAGCAACGUGGUGUCGGGUUGGAGAUUGGAUCGGUGACCGCAGUAGUAUGGGAGGGUAGAUCGCCCGCGCUGCCGCCAAUUAACUAA
Molecule: messenger RNA, 475 nt
Organism: Ceutorhynchus assimilis (cabbage seed weevil)
Lineage: Eukaryota; Metazoa; Arthropoda; Insecta; Coleoptera; Curculionidae
Source: the annotation of a GenBank genome assembly